Messenger RNA from Besnoitia besnoiti, 519 nucleotides. Its product is annotated as cyclophilin precursor. Gene Ontology annotation, biological process: protein peptidyl-prolyl isomerization; protein folding. NCBI's taxonomy places the organism in Eukaryota, Apicomplexa, Conoidasida, Eucoccidiorida, Sarcocystidae. Gene Ontology annotation, molecular function: peptidyl-prolyl cis-trans isomerase activity. The record is from RefSeq and is a predicted model, not a curated record. The transcript has a single exon. Bases 1 to 519 code for a protein of 172 amino acids.
AUGCCGAACCCCCGUGUGUUUUUCGACAUCAACAUCGACAAGAAGCCUGCGGGCCGCAUCGAAUUUGAGUUGUUCAGCGAUGCGGUGCCGAAAACAGCGGAGAACUUCCGGGCUCUCUGCACUGGUGAAAAGGGCAUGGGCAGAAGCGGGAAGCCGCUUUACUACCAGGGAUGCCCUUUCCACAGAAUCAUUCCUCAGUUCAUGUGCCAGGGAGGCGACUUCACCCGAAUGAACGGGACUGGCGGAGAGUCGAUCUACGGCGAGAAGUUCGCGGACGAGAACUUCGUCUACAAGCACUCUGAGCCCUUCCUUCUCUCCAUGGCAAACGCUGGCCCCAACACCAACGGCUCUCAGUUUUUCAUUACCACUGUCCCGUGCCCGUGGCUUGAUGGCAAGCAUGUCGUGUUCGGAAAGGUCGUGUCUGGUCAGGAUGUCGUCAAGAAGAUGGAAGCCGAGGGUCGCUCCAAUGGCCAGACCAAGUGCCCGGUCGAGAUCGCGGCGUGCGGUCAGCUCUCUUAG